This is a messenger RNA of Choloepus didactylus (southern two-toed sloth), 4324 nucleotides long. RefSeq names its product nucleic acid binding protein 1 (gene NABP1). Gene Ontology annotation, biological process: double-strand break repair via homologous recombination; mitotic cell cycle checkpoint signaling; response to ionizing radiation. The record is from RefSeq and is a predicted model, not a curated record. Gene Ontology annotation, cellular component: SOSS complex. NCBI's taxonomy places the organism in Eukaryota, Metazoa, Chordata, Mammalia, Pilosa, Megalonychidae. The transcript has 6 exons. Gene Ontology annotation, molecular function: DNA binding. The coding region runs from base 486 to 1100 and encodes 204 amino acids.
UCUUGCCGGCGCUCGGGCGCGUUCGGCAGUCGCUGUUUGGGGCACAGGGUGUGCGGUUGCUUGUGUUUUGCUCUCGUUCCGCUGUCACAGCCUGUCCUUUCCCGGAGCCCGGGACAGGGUGGGCGCGCGCCCGCGUGUGUGAGCGGGACUUAGGCAUUCCUCCUCUGCUUUUUUUUCUUUUAUACAAAGAAGGGGGCAGUUCUCACGCUUGCCUUCCUUCCGCCCCGUUGGGAGCGGGAUUGGUGUGGGGAGUGGCUCGUCUUUUUUUCUUUAAACUUGUGAGCGUUUUUUUCCCCCUAUUUUUAAGGCUCAGUGCCACCUGGGCUGGUUUCCCCGGUCCCUGACUAACCGCUUUCUGCACCUUCUCUCGCCAUCCCCGCCCAAGGUCGCCCCUCCGCCCUUGCCCCUGGUUCGGGAGGGUGGGAGGCUUUGUCCCGCUCUCUGCCCACCCGCGUCUCCGCAGCCGUAGCCGCACCUGCCUCAAUAUGAAUGGGGUCAACGACCCACCUCUUUUUAUAAAAGAUAUUAAGCCCGGACUGAAAAACUUAAAUGUCGUCUUUAUUGUGCUGGAGAUAGGACGCGUGACCAAAACCAAGGACGGCCAUGAAGUGAGAUCGUGCAAAGUGGCAGAUAAAACGGGCAGCAUCACCAUUUCCGUGUGGGAUGAGAUCGGUGGUCUUAUACAGCCAGGGGAUAUUAUUCGGUUGACCAGAGGGUAUGCAUCCAUGUGGAAAGGGUGUCUGACACUUUAUACUGGAAGGGGUGGUGAACUUCAGAAAAUUGGGGAAUUUUGUAUGGUUUAUUCAGAAGUGCCAAAUUUCAGUGAACCCAAUCCAGAUUAUCGCGGACAGCAGAACAAAGGGGCUCACAGUGAACAGAAGAAUAAUUCCAUGAAUAGUAAUAUGGGUACAGGUACAUUUGGACCAGUGGGAAAUGGUGUUCAAACAGGCCCUGAGUCAAGAGGAUACCAAUUUUCAUAUGCUGGUAGAAGCAGUGGCCGAGGACCUAUAAACACACAGUUACCAGGAACAACUAAUAAUCAAACAGUUAUGAACACAAUGAGUAAUGGCAGGGACCCUCGAAGAGCCUUUAAAAGAUGACCUAUGCCAAAUUUGCACAUGUAGUUUUUUAAACUACGUGCCCUACUUGAACACUUAUUGCACUUUUAUUUAUUGUUAACUGUGAAAAGUAUGUCUCUUUUGUUUCCUUUUACAUAUUUGGUUUGUUAAGAAAAGUUUGUUAAGCUGCUCAAGUCUCCUAUGGAAAAUGGGAACACUCUGAAAAGUAGGGGCAUUCAUUUUUAGAGCAAAAAGAUCGUUGGAUAUCUUCUAAAAAACUUGCACCCAUUUCAUGGGUGAGUUACUUAAGACAUCAGCUUUAUAGCCUCUGUGAGUCUAUCUUCUGUAUACAUUUUGUAAUAUUUAAAAUAAGACUUAGUGGGAGAUGUUCUUUUGUCUUAAAUUUAGAACUUGUCAAGUAAAGCAAUAACCACCAAAAAAAAAACAGGCAAAAAAAUUGGCAAUGCUAACAGCAAUUUUUGAGUGUUUGUGACUCCAGGAAUGAUUGACUUCUUCAUUGAUUGACUGCCAUUAAGAGUUUCCAAAAAAUAAAUCAUCCUGUACUCUUGCUUUUUUACCAAAAGACAGAUUGUUUAUCUGAAUUAUGGAGUAGAAUGUGAUCUGUAUUGUAACAAGUAAUUUUUAGAAGAAAGAUAACAUUUAUUUUGGGGUAGUGCGCUUAACAUUUGUUACCAACUUUGUGGAUUACGUCGAAGGAAAAUUUAAAACUGAUGUCUUGAAUAUUUAUUUUUCAGACUACCAUGUUAAAUAUUAGGUAUAAUUUGAGGGAGUUAUAAAGUCAUGAUAAGCAUCAAUCUAAUUAUUUGUACAAAAUAAUUAUGGUAGGUAAACAGUAUAGUGAAGAUGAUUCAAAUUGAAUUCAUGAGGAAAUACGCAGUCCUGAAGUUAUAUGGUCCUAGGCACUUAGAACUGUGUUCAACCUGGAGUAAAAAUCCUAGGUACUUUUUGUGUGUGCAGAUUAUGUGUUUGCUGUCAAUGUUUCUGAACACAACUCACAUAGCCUUAUUAGUAGAAGUUAAGAAAUGGCUCUCUCAAAGAAGUGAGUACAGCUUUAUGCAGAAAUGUAAAGGUGGAAUUUGUGUCUUGUAAAUGGUACCCAGUUUCACCUUUUCUGUAGGGUGGAUUACUGGUAAAAUUUUCGUUUGUUAGAAUUUACCUCUUCUUAAAUAUUAUCUUUUAAAUAAAACUUGCAUUAAUGUUAACAAACCUACCUAAUUUUUGCUUUCAAUGACUCAUAAUGGAGAGCCCAGUACAUUUUACUACUAGUUGUAACAAUGACUCAACUUGGCAGUUCCUUAGCUCUGCAUUUGUUGCCUUAUUGUUUUUCCCCUACCUCAAAUCACAAGAUAAUUUAAGUAGAUCUUGUUUUCUGAAAACUGCAUAGUGUUUGAAUAUAAAAAUUUGUGCCAGAUUGUUUGCUCUAAUUCAGUCCAUUUAACAAAUAAUUGAGUACGUGCUACUUAUUAGAUAGGAACUGUGUAGGGAGUGUUAAGGAAGAGAGCUUAUUGAUGGUCUGCAGUACUUUAUUAACUGGGGCUUAUACCUUUUAGAAGGAAGUUUUUUCUUUAUUCAUAUAUCUAUAUUCAUAUAUCUAUAAUUGCAGUUAAUUUGGCUUUGUUUGCUUUGUGACUCAUUUUCUUAGGACAUUCACAUUUCAGAAAACCUCAAAAGAAGUUACCUAAGGAUUGGGAGACAGUAUAUUUGAGUAUAUUUAUUACCAAAUUUUAAAUAUAGUAUGUAUGUUCUAUGAGUAUGUAAUUUCCUGCUUUGAUUUUGUUUUUUGUUAAUCUAAGUGGGGGUAGGAGCAAGAACACUUAAGUUGUUUGUGGGAAAAAGAGCCUUGAAAGUGACAUUAAAAGAAAGAAUUUUGGAGUUUUGGAAAAUCAAAAAUACCGUCAGGUGUGGGUUGCUGGGUUUCUAAUCGUGGCUUUCUCUCCUCACCUGUGAUGCUGGACAAGUUAUACUCAACAUUUCUGUAAGUUUUAGAUUCCUCAACUGUAAAACAAGUAAUUGGCCCCCUUUGUAGGGUUGUUAAGAUUUUACAUUUUAGAAUGUCUGGCACCUAAUAAGCACACGAAUGUUUGUUGUUUUUGUUAUACCUAUAAUAUCAGAAUAGAAAAAAAUUUAGGAUUAGGUGUAGAAGUAUUGUCAUGCUUAAAAUUAACAUGUUGAGAUUAAGUACAGAAAGACCUAAGCUUUUACUUUUAUAAUUAAGAGACAUUUGCUUCAGUAAUUUAACUUUGUUGUUUUGUGUGUUUUAUCAUUUAUUAACAGAUUUCUUUUUUCUUAAGGGAACCCUCAAAAACCAAAGCAAAGCGAAUUACAAUCCAUAAUGAAUAUUUGCUUUACCAGUCUACUUGGACAAGCACUCUCAUCAAGAAGUUAAGAGGUGGAGUUUUCUGCCUUCCUCCUACCCAGUGCUUUCGGCUGUCAGCUUUGAAAUAAGUUCAAACAACACCUACUGAAAAAACAAACCAUUUACUCUAGAAACACACUACAAGAAUUGGUCCCCAAAUCAUUUCUGUAAAACAGUGACUCUAAGUAGGAUCAGACCAGCUUGCCCCUCAUGCCUGGGAAGGUUUGGGAGGUGGGGGUGGGGAUUGUUACACUACAGACACUGAAAGAUGAAAUCUAUAGGGCCAGAUAGUAAGUACAGUGAAGGGUGCAGUAUGCUUUCUCAUAGGCAUUUAAACAUUCAGGUUUUACUCAGUCUUUUCCUAUAGUAUGUCACAUCUUUUGCUUUGUCCCUGUAGUCCUGGUAAUUUUGUUUUAAAUUUGAGGACAGUUCAACUUGAGUGUACCCUGAAGAUUUGUCACCUUUAUUUUUAUCAUUUAACAUUUUAUAUUUAAUUUGCUGGGUUGGGUAAUAAUGCUGUGGUAUCAGGCUAAAAACAAAGGCUAGUAAAAAUUUAAAGCUUUAAGAAAUGAGAACUUUUAAAGUAUGGGGAGGUGGUUAAGUGGCCCUAAGAAGUUUUCUCAAAUGAUAUAAAUUAGGGAGUGUUUUAUAGACAAAAUGGCAGCUGUUUUCAGUUUAUAUAGAUUUAAAUUCAGCUUAGUUACUUAAAUGACUUCACUUUUCCGGUGUCAUUAACAAAUAGCUUGUUUGCUCCAAGCAAUUUUAGGCUCCAUAUGACUAUCCCUGUUAUUUAGUAUUUGGAAAGAUUCUAGAGACAACAAUCCUGAAUCCACUUGAAAGAAUCAAUAUGGACCACUUUUCCAAACUAAAAUAACGGUUUUCUUUCUUA